Messenger RNA from Suhomyces tanzawaensis NRRL Y-17324, 2169 nucleotides. RefSeq lists its product as uncharacterized. Bases 1 to 2169 code for a protein of 722 amino acids. The transcript has a single exon. The record is from RefSeq and is a predicted model, not a curated record. Gene Ontology annotation, cellular component: extrinsic component of intraperoxisomal membrane. NCBI's taxonomy places the organism in Eukaryota, Fungi, Ascomycota, Pichiomycetes, Serinales, Debaryomycetaceae. Gene Ontology annotation, biological process: peroxisome inheritance.
AUGCCGGAUUCCCAGAACGACGCUGGCACUGUCCAUGAGCACUCCAGCCUGGCCCGGCAGGCGCCAGGCAUCUCGAACGGAGACAAUUUUCAGGCGUCAAAACCGCUUGAAACGGGCCCAGACAACAAGCAAACGGACCCCAACUCCAGUGACAAAGAGACCAAAAUGGGCACCAAACGAAAGAAACGGCGCAAGCCCAAGCCGAAACUGAAACCUGAGGCUGACGAUGGGGCUGUACAUGCGAAGGAUGCUGUGGACGAGGCGAAAGAGGUCAAAGAAAGGCCCAAGAAGGACCAGCACCAUGAACCGGUGACGACCGACGAUAACGGCUCGACACUGGCCAAUGGACUUCCAGGCAAGCAAGCAACCAAGGUCCCAAUGAGUCCUCGCAAGCAGGCCAUCAUGAGAUACAAGAAAAGUGACGAAAACAUCAACGGAAGAACAUACAUCAACGAGGUCAGGGACAACCUCAAGAGCAAGAGCACGCCUGCGGAAGAAGAGGUACAGGUGUUCGACGAACGAGUGGAUCUCGACGAGCGUGUGACGUUGUUCAAGUACAAGUCGUCCAAGAUCUUUGUGUAUGACGAACAAUUGACCGACGGCAAGACCCACACGAGCUCUUCUGGAAGGCUAUUGGGCCACGGCGAGUUUGAGAUUUUCCAAUUACACAAUGGCGACGUAACUUACCUCUCGUGUGGUACCUCGUUUAUCUACCCGUUGCUCCCGAAAUUGAAGAUACUCCGCAUCAAUUUCAACCAGUUCAUUCUCCCGUUGGUCAACCCCGAACGGUACUGGAAGAUCUUUAUCAACUCCGACGAGCCCAACGUGAUCCAAGUGCUUGAAAAUACCUUGGAAAGGGUGGUGCAGUACCGCAAUCUCUUCUUCGGCAGCCCUCCUCCCAAAAAAUCGUCCAAGACUGGGCUCCAAAAUGUUCCUGAAAACCAAAUAUUGCCGGGAUUGGCACCAUCUGGAUAUGACACCAAUCCCAACGAUAUCAAUGCCAUUAAUGAGCAGCCGAGUGAGUUGAAAUCGCUCUCCAUCAUCGAUGAAACGGAGUCCAACGGAGGAAAUCCUGUCAUGGAAUUCGAGUUUCCCCAGUUGGCUGGGGAAAUUCCGGAUUCUCCUCCUUCCGCCCCAAUUUCCCCUCCUCGUCAUAAUGGUUUCUCCGAACAGUUCCCUACCAUCACGGCAGCGGAACCCAAUCCAAAGUUCGGAUGGUCCCUUAAUAAAAAGGCAUCGAACCAGUCAAUCUCGACUUCAAUGGCAUGUCUUGAUUUGAACGACAAGAGCUACAAAAAACCCUCUCGUCAGAAUAUUAUCCAUCAGCCACGCCCAAGUCGCCACAUCGAUCCGUUGACCAAGCCGAUCUUCAACGAGAACUACAAAAUCCAGCACAAACAGCCCUACAGCGUGUUCCAACAUCCCACCGUGUACGAACGCAAGUUGAAGCAGGAUGAGAAAUCGGAUUCUUCAAUGGACUCGUUACUAGACGAGUACGAGGAAAAUAUCAUCCACACGAAAUCGACUCAGCCUUCGAGACAACCGUCAAGACAGCCUUCCAGACAACCUUCCAGGCCGGCUUCCAGAGGACAUUCGGUUAUCCUGGCUCCCCAGUUUCCCCCCAAACCGCUCCAUUAUUCACGAGAUGCACUUUCAAGAGAUGUCAUAGACAGAGAUGCCAGGUCCACCCAAUAUGACGACUUCCCAAGCACGUCCUUGAGUGAGUACAACAAGACCCACAACCAUUCUCGAUCCAGGAGAUCGUCCAGGAGUGAGUUGUAUGUGUCUGAGUCCAAUUGGAUGGAGCCAAGGCACGAGGAUGGCAAGCCCAGACUUCCAAAAUCGAGAUCAAGCUACAGCAUGAAUGCUCCAGGCUACCAGAAACUCGAUUUGACCAGCACAUACAGAAACAUUUAUCGUUCCAUUACCCAAAGGAACUUGAACCUGUAUGUGGAUGACGAUGUCAAGUCUACCCAGUCGUACCAGCCUCCAAGGCAAGCAUAUCCAAUUGCUUCUAGGAGUGAUUUUGGAAGCAGGGACCCUCGAGAGAAGAAAAGAGACGAUGGUUUCGAUAUGAAGUUGGACUCUUCGGAGGUCUACAAUAUUAUAUCGCGGGGUAAGCCAAAAGCAAGAAAGAGCAUCACCGAGAGGUUCUUUGGUUGGGGCUAG